AUGGAGAAGUUCGGGUAUUCAGUGGAGGCUAUACUGGGCCAAGAAAAUAUUCGCUUGCCUACACGAGCGCCGAUCACACUGGAGGAGGCGGAAUAG
Phytophthora nicotianae INRA-310 is the source of this 96-nucleotide messenger RNA. RefSeq lists its product as hypothetical. NCBI's taxonomy places the organism in Eukaryota, Oomycota, Peronosporomycetes, Peronosporales, Peronosporaceae. The record is from RefSeq and is a predicted model, not a curated record. The coding region runs from base 1 to 96 and encodes 31 amino acids. The transcript has 2 exons.